Schizophyllum commune H4-8 is the source of this 1338-nucleotide messenger RNA. RefSeq lists its product as uncharacterized. NCBI's taxonomy places the organism in Eukaryota, Fungi, Basidiomycota, Agaricomycetes, Agaricales, Schizophyllaceae. The record is from RefSeq and is a predicted model, not a curated record. The transcript has 6 exons. The coding region runs from base 1 to 1338 and encodes 445 amino acids.
AUGGAGACCGAGUUCAUCUUCCUUGGCACGGGCACCUCGUCGUCUGUGCCCGUCAUUCACUGUUUGACCGACGACCCGAAAAGACCAGAUUAUGUCCCCUGCCGCGCCUGCUUAUCCAGUCUCACGCCCGAGGGGAAGCACAACCGCAGACGUAAUACAAGCGGUCUGCUGAGGAUUAAGAAGCCAGGCAGAGACGCUCUCACGAUUGUCAUCGAUGCUGGGAAGACAUUCCAGGCAGCGGCGAUCGAGUGGUUUCCCAAGUACGGGCUGAGGAGGAUAGACGCACUGCUCAUAACGCAUGCGCACGCCGAUGCCAUGAACGGGCUCGAUGACCUGCGUGGCUGGACCCUCCGUGGGCGUAUACAACAUCACAUAGAUGUCUAUUGCAGCCAGGACACCUUCCGCGAGGUUGAGCGAUCCUUCCCAUACCUUGUGUCGAAGGCUUUUGCUUCGGGUGGCGGCGAUGUUCCGGAAUUCGUCUGGCACAUCAUCGAGGACGGCGUUCCCUUCCAAAUUGUGGACACGGACGUAUGGAUAACACCGUUCUCAGUGUAUCACGGUCGCGUCUUCUCCAAACCUCCAGAUCCCAUUCCUACCCCCGGUCCCACACAUCCGCCUACGCCAGUCAAUAACCCACUAGAGAAAUCUCCGGAGGAAGCCAGCUCCGACGCGAACAAGGAAUCUGCCACGCUCUCCCGCACCCUUGACAUCUCCCCAGCCCCCACGGCCUCAGGCGAAAUCGCCAUCGUCCAACCCCAGCCCAUCACCUUGCUCAAUGGCAAGGCACCGCCUCCCGACAACCGCAAUGUUGUUUCGCCCCCACCCUCCACCGAGCCCGGUAUCACACCCUACCUCUGCUUUGGCUUCCUCGUCCACGGCUUGCUCACUUAUAUCUCCGACACCAACUUUAUCCCGCCGUCCGCGUGGGCCGUAAUCAAGAAGCACCCAGUUUCGCCUCUCGCGGUCGUCGACACGCUCUACCUCGCCGAGCACGCAUCGCACUUCGGCAUCCUGAGCGCGAUGAGCACGGCGGUGAAGCUUGGCGCGCGGCGGACUUAUCUAGUGGGCAUGGGUCACGAAGUCGCGCACGAUGAGUACGAGACGUUGUGCGAGGUCGCGAGUGGGCAGCGCGCGCCGGAUGGGACGGUGCUGGAGAAGGGCGCUGCGCUCGGCCUGCAGCCCAAAUUGAAGGAAAACAUGACGGAGAAGGAGAUCAAGGGUAUCGAGCUGGCGCUCGAGGCGCUGAAAGGCGCGACCCCGUGGGUACGUCCGGCGCACGAUGGGCUGCACGUCAUCUUAGACAGCGAUGGCAAUGUUCAUGACGAGACGUACGAGUAA